CUUGCUGGCAGACUGAUGUAAUGAAAGUGACACUUGCCUCCCCAACUCUCUCAAGAUGCCCUCCAGCAAGGUGCUGAAUCCACUCAGCUGCUCAGAGACUUACAGUAUGUGGUUGUCCCCUGAGGACAGUUUCCAGUAGUCAGCACACUGUAUGAUGCGACAUGUAACUGCUCCUGCACGGUGACGUUGCACAGAUGACACUGCACUUGCUGUGAAUGUGAAAUAGGCUGUUUCUGCAUAAACAGCUCAGCGUGCUUUAGUCAGAAUAAUAGUAACACAGUAAACAAUAACGAGCAGUAACUCGUCAUUCAGGAUACAUAGGAUGUUUCCAGCCGUGGCAGUGUGAGUGCACCGUCUGUCACCACAGCCUGUCAGCAGCACUGCAGAUGGAGCAGAGCGCAGUCAGCUCCCGACCGCAGCCUCGCUCAUUCUGCCAUAUCCUCCCCCUCCACACGCACACCAUGGACGCAUCUCUCACAUCCAAUCGUCGCUACCUUUAACCGUUAUCGGCUGCAUUUCGACGCGACCCGGCGACACAAGGAUCCAACUUCCUCUAUCAUUCCGGGGACACAGCUAAGGCCGACUCCCAGCUGUGGAAGCCACAAUGAAGCGGCUUUUUGUAAAAGCUGUGCAGGACAAAACCAUGAGCCCCUGGCUGCUCUUCACUCUGCUCGGACUUUGUGCAGCAUUUGGGCCCAGUAAACAGGAAGAAGAGGACUAUGAAGAUGUGCCCAUAAAUAAGACCUGGGUCUUGUCUCCAAAGGUCCAUGAGAGCGAUGUGACUUUGAUACUAAAUAAAUUGCUACAGGGUUAUGACAACAAACUGCGGCCCGACAUCGGAGUGAGGCCAACAGUGAUUGAAACAGCUGUCUAUGUCAACAGCAUUGGACCAGUUGACCCCAUCAACAUGGAAUACACCAUUGACAUAUUCUUUGCCCAGACGUGGUAUGACAGCCGCCUGAAGUUCAACAGUUCAAUGAAGCUGCUAAUGCUCAAUAGUAACAUGGUAGGCAAAAUCUGGAUUCCUGACACAUUCUUCAGAAAUUCCCGUAAAUCAGAUGCUCACUGGAUCACUACUCCCAACCGGCUGUUGAGGCUGUGGAGCAAUGGGAGAGUCAUGUACACACUACGGUUGACUAUUAAUGCGGAGUGUUACCUUAAGCUGCAUAACUUUCCAAUGGAUGAGCACUCGUGUCCCCUGGAGUUUUCAAGCUGUAGGUGGUCAAAUGUUUUUCCCUGCCAUUUUUGAACCUGUCAUCUCAAAGUCAACGUGCCCAGAAAGAGGGGCUUCUGUGUGAGCUAGCAUAGUGAUUAAGCCCGUGCCCGAACAAAAGGCCCAUCUGCUUGAGGCUGCCCUCUAUAAGCCUGUACCAGUCUAUCAUCUAGUCCACCAGUGGGGAGAGGCAGUCACCCAAUCCCAUUUUCUCUGAAAAACCUAAUGAAUUGUGCACCCUCUGAUUCAUGCUGUGUCAUACUUCAUUGAUCUCUUGCUUUGUGCUUUAGCCUAUCGUGCCUUGCCAUGAUAAGGUCGGUGAUAUUGUUUUUUUUUAUUUUUUUUGUUGUUGUUAUUUUCCACCAAUCCCAUACAGAGACUAAAACCAUCAAUAAGUGUUGUGUACUUACUGCAGUGUCUGUGAAUCCACAACCUGGUUUAUCUUAUUUGUCUCUGCUGUAGACCUCCAUUGUUGUUCAAAAACUACUAAAAGCACACCAGUGAGCCACACCACUGCACUGGGUGAUGUUUCUUCCUCACAAAAUCAUGAGGUAAUCCAUCCAGAAUGGCCAUCACUUUGUCACUUCACUUUUCACUUUUUUAUUUCUUUGAAAUAAGAAAGAGUAAACUGUGCAUAGAUGUGGUUGCACAACAGUGGGGGUUUAUGCUACUCUACAAAGUGCAGUAACUAUGCAAACAGUGAAGCUGAGAAAAACGCAUUUAAAAUUUUUGGACUGUCCAGCCAAAUAUGUGGUGUUAGUUAAGUGACAAUGCAUUCAUAAAAUUUCUUUGUAGGAAAUUUUUUUUUGAUGUAUAAGUACCAUGACCACUGAUCUGACCUACAGUAUGAUAGCAGACAUGCAGCUACUGCUUUCUGCCUUUGGAUGUCCCUACAGAGUCAAAAUGCAGUAUCAACACUGUAAAUGUUGUUCUCUUAUAACAACCAUUUCUAUAUGUUAUUCAAACAUGUGGACUUCUUUACAAGUAUUAUUCUUAUGAUUUUAGCAUAGCCUAUUUGUGCUUUCUGCCCUCAGAAAGCUUUAAUUUCACUUCCCACCCCUUCCUACAUGUGGAUUGACAAAUCAGAGGUAAAACAAUUUAAAAAAGAAGAGCCCAGUCAGGAGGGUCCAUGAGAUUGCAAUGAUGAGUCUUUUACUGGGCUCAUGAUGUCCAUCCACAGCUCAACAGCAUUUACUCUAGCAGCUGAAAGUUCCUAAUAUACAAUCUCCAAUAAUGUAUUAUGCCAUGACUGUGCUGUCAAAUUGUGUGGAAGAAUUCAGGUUUGAGCAACAAGUUUUUUGGCUGCUGGCAGACUGGUUAGCCAUACUUUAAGAGUUGCUUUUGGAAGCAGAGGUUCAGAAGAGUCAUUAAGGAGAUGACGUGCUGGGUCCAUCAGGAAAUUCACCUUUGUCAGGGUAGAGAUAGCUUGUGUUGUUUCCUGCCAAAACCAUUGUACAUUUGGAUAGUCCCAUACCAUGUGCACCAAGGUGCCUAGACUGCCUGGAGAACAAAAUGUACAGUCUGGGCUGGGACUCAGAUCCAUCCAGUAUCUCUGCAGUGGUGUCACAAUCACCCCAUGACAGAACUUAAAAUGAAUAAAUUGGUGAUUGGGGUUAUGAGGCUAUUAUGCAAUUUGACCAAACCUUGUCCCAAUUUAUCUUCCUGUUGAGGCUGGACAUAGAUAAGUGUUUGUUGUACAUAAAAAAUACAGUAUGUUUUUGUGUUUCCUGAGUCCACAUGACCAGUGGGCGAUCAAGAAAUUUAUCACCCCACUCAACUUUCAAGGGUGUAUAAGGCAGAUUUGAGUCUAAAUACAUGAACAGUGUGCAUUUAUCAGUACCAAUCCUUGCCAGACAGUCUUCAAAGGUGACCAAGGCAUCCUUCCUGUUGAAUGUUGAGGUCAACCAGGACCCUAAUUCCUUUCUCUACUCAGUCAUUCUGGAUAAAGGGUUUGCCACCUGAGAUUAAAUUGAAAUUUCUCCAAAUUGGAGAGGACCUGUGAUUUGGUAUUAUAUCCUACAUGUCUUUCAACUGCCUUGCAGAUUUGGAAUGGGUAUGUCACCAUAGGCCCAUAUUUCAGGGAGCUUUUCCUUUGAGAAAUGCGAGAAAAUAAAAAAAAUCUUUCAGUCUUAUUGACAUCACCAGGUCUUCCUCUAAAACCCCUUGUCCACCACUCAACUCGACUCUUCCUUAUACAACUGUAUGCACUUUUGGUACCAGGUGCUUUGUUUAACACUGCAGAUAGUCCCCUCCUGCAGUGCAGUUUGUUGUCACAGUCACACCAAAACUGCUGUGAAGUCACUGGCCCUGGGUAGUGACAGGGCAGGCUCAAAGUUGUUAUUAUUUUCAUCCUAGGACUAUUAUGCCAUUUUAUUAAGUUUUGAUAGUGAGGUGAGAAAUUAACCAUCUAGUUUUCAAAUAUGUGGUGAAUCUAUCCAAGUAAUGUUAAUUACAUAUUUGCUCCACUGGUUUUCAAUGUGAUGACCUGUUAAUGUGCCAGCUAGCCAGCUCUACUUAGCAGGCAUGGCUGCAGCCACUGGUCUUAUAUUAUCACAUUCAGUAAUCUAUGGGCUAUGUAAUAAGAUGUAUAUGUUAUGGUUCACGUCUAUAACACUUGUGGAAGCUACUAUUAUGAAUGAAUAAAGAACAAGCAACUAGCAUCACCACAUGUAAACAUUCAGGUUCAUCAGUGGCAAGAUCACCGCAUGGUAAUGAUGCAUUUCUCUGGCCAUAUGGUAGUCUGCAGUGUUUACACAUCACUGUUUGGUAUCACUUCAGCUCACUUAGAACCUCAAAGGAGGCCUUAGCAAAAAUAGUACUAGGUAGCAGUUAACUAUCCCUAACAUUUGGAAAAACAAACAAGGUGAGUAGAGUCAAGUUGAGUUUAGCUGGUACCAAGUGGUGGAAAAGGGGCUUAUUUGUACCCACACUGGGCUCUGUCCUUCCUGAAACCACUGACCACAGGGUAAAUGCCCAAUGGUACAAUUUGAAGUUUGGACAGGCCCACCCAUUACUUUGUUGUAAGACUUACCACUUAAUUCUUGCUUUUUAUCCCCAUUCCAUUCAUAUGACCUCAACAUAGUAUCUAACUUAGACCAGUAUUUGGUAGGGGGCAGUGGUACCAUGGAAACUGUAAAAUUUAUAUAAGGUAGAAUAUUCAUCUUUAUCACUGAGAUUCAGGCCAGUAUUGAGGACGGAAACACUUUCCUCAUAGUAAUAUCACUUUCCACCUUUUUCAUCAUGUUAAAAUAGUUCAUUUUUGCCAUUGCCACUAGUGUGGUCCUGAUCUGGAUCCUUAAGAAGGUCACCUAGUCUAAGACCGGGAUGUUGCAAGGGGAUGUCUCUCUUAUUGCUGGUUGCAUUUAUUAGCAUCAAUACAGACUUGGAGUAAUUCAUUUUAAAGUCUGACAGCCUCCCAAAAUAUUCUAAGAUCUGUAUUGUGUUAGGAAGGGACUAUUCCACAUUUGAUAACAACAAGGUGCUGUUUGCAUACAUUGAUAUUGAAUGUAUGGUAUAUCCCAGUAUGGGCUGUUUCAAAUUAGCUGGGCAAGUGGUUCCACUGACAGAUUAAACAGAAAUGGCAAGAUCGGGCACCCUUAGUGUGAGACCCUAAAUAUUCUGAAGGCCUCUGAAAUUAAUUCAGGCCAGUAAACUAUGGUAUAGGACUUGUACCAUUUGUAUAAAUUUAAGGCCAAAAUUAAAUUCUGAAAGUGUCUGUCAGGGAUGUUUCCACUGUAGACUAUUAAUGGCUUUUUCAGUAUACAAAAAUAGAAAGCCACUGUUUGGAGGGAUUUUCUUCAGUUAAGCAAGUUAUGUGCAGCACUCUCCA
This is a messenger RNA of Monopterus albus (swamp eel), 5042 nucleotides long. It is a transcript of the gene gabrg1, whose product is annotated as gamma-aminobutyric acid type A receptor subunit gamma1. Gene Ontology annotation, molecular function: extracellular ligand-gated monoatomic ion channel activity; GABA-A receptor activity. The coding region runs from base 605 to 1249 and encodes 214 amino acids. The record is from RefSeq and is a predicted model, not a curated record. NCBI's taxonomy places the organism in Eukaryota, Metazoa, Chordata, Actinopteri, Synbranchiformes, Synbranchidae. Gene Ontology annotation, biological process: gamma-aminobutyric acid signaling pathway; chloride transport; monoatomic ion transmembrane transport. The transcript is spliced from 5 exons. Gene Ontology annotation, cellular component: membrane.